Messenger RNA from Danio aesculapii, 1650 nucleotides. RefSeq names its product chemokine (C-C motif) receptor 11.1 (gene ccr11.1). Bases 178 to 1188 code for a protein of 336 amino acids. NCBI's taxonomy places the organism in Eukaryota, Metazoa, Chordata, Actinopteri, Cypriniformes, Danionidae. Gene Ontology annotation, molecular function: chemokine receptor activity. The record is from RefSeq and is a predicted model, not a curated record. The transcript is spliced from 3 exons. Gene Ontology annotation, cellular component: membrane. Gene Ontology annotation, biological process: G protein-coupled receptor signaling pathway; immune response; chemotaxis.
UGUUCUGCGUUUUCGGAAAAAACUCUGCUAAAAGUGUUUUCUUUCGUUUUUUUCUUUAAAUGUGACACUUAGGGAGACCCAGGAAACGAUAGACCUAAACAAAGAGACCUGACGGGGCACCUGCAGUGACUGAGUAUCACAGGACUUUCACAGAUUGCGCUGUUAUAACCAAGAGACAUGACGGGGACACCAAAGCCUGAUUUCGAUGAUUACUACAAUUUUAACGAAACUGAAAAUGUAGCACCACCAUGCAACGAUGCCAAGACGAAGGCUUUCAGUGAGGUUUUCCUUCCCAUCAUGUACAGCAUAGUGUUCAUCAUUGGCUUCAUUGGAAAUGGUCUGGUCGUGUGGGUCUUCAUCAGAUAUCGUCAAAAGUCCAACAUGACAGACGUGUGCCUCUUCAACCUAGCCCUAUCUGACCUACUCAUCCUUGUGUCACUUCCAUUUUGGGCACACAAUGCCAUGGAUGAGUGGAUUUUUGGCAAGUUUAUGUGUCACACUAUAACAGGUCUCUUCAUGAUUGGUCUCUACGCCAGCAUCUUCUUCAUGGUCCUCAUGACGCUGGAUUGCUAUGUCAUCAUCGUCCAUCCCCACAGUAUGUUCUCCAAAAACUGCUCUGCAAGAUUGGGUUUGGCCUUGUUGGUAUGGAUACUCAGCCUGUUUGCAUCUCUACCUAACAUCAUUUUUACCAAAGAGAAUUUUAAUUUAAACAACAAAAUAUCUUGCCAACCUGAUUUUCCUUAUGAUACAUCCUGGAAGUCCUUCACUUACAUUAGCAUGAACCUUCUGAGCUUGAUUUUCCCUUUGAUUAUCAUGAGCUUUUAUUAUUCCCGGAUUAUCUCUACUCUGUUCAGCAUGAAAUCAGAAAAAAAACGCAAGGUGGUCAAACUGAUCCUGUCUGUGGUAGCGGUUUAUUUUCUUUUCCUUACUCCAUACAACAUUGUCAUGUUUCUUAUGUUCCUGCAGAGAAUAGGGUACUUAUUUUCUUGCGAGUGGCAUAAUAGUUUGAGUCUUGCCAUGCAGUGGGUGGAAACCAUCGCCUUGAGCCACUGUUGCCUCAACCCAAUCAUCUAUGCGUUUGCCAGUCAGAAUUUCAGAGGAGCAGUCAAAGAUCAGUUUCCAUUGUGCUUCAGGCGAUACGCAGCUGUCUCUCAACAGGCGUCUGAAAGAAGAAGCUCAAUCUUCUGAAGAUCUUCUGAAUAUUCGACCACACAAAUUACAUAAAGCAAUAAUGUUCCUUUAGAGAUUUUUAUUUUCCAGAUUAAAAUAACAUUACCUUUUUACCAACCCCAAGUUUCACUAUAGUAAUGAAUCUAUAUCGAGUUCACUUUUAAAGUUGUCAAUUUUGUUAAGCCCGUGUUGGCGUGGGUUUCCUCUGAGUGCUCCGGUUUUACCCACAGUCCAAAGACAUGCGGUACAGGUGAAUUGGCUAGGUUAAAUUGUCCGUGGUGUAUGAGUGUGGAUGUUUCCCAGAGAUGGGUUGCAGCUGGAAGGGCAUCCGCUGCGUAAAACAUGUGCUGGAUAAAUUGGCGGUUCAUUCCGUUGUAGCUACCCCAGAUUUAUAAAGGGACUAAGCUGAAGGAAAAUGAAAUUACCGUAAUUUCUGGACUAUAGAGCGCACCUGUAUAUAAGCCGCAUCCGCGCAAUUUU